AUGUACGCGCCGGGAUAUACUCCAUAUGUUGCUCAUGGUUCCCCGUAUGGUGCCCCAAUGUAUGGAUCUCCGUAUGGAUACGGAUACGCGUCGCCUGCCUAUGUGCAACCAGUUGGACCACCAGUUUAUGCUGGACACGGAGGAUAUUAUAAUGAUGACUGCUGUGGAUGCUGCUGUGGAGGAUAUUACUACUAG
Caenorhabditis elegans is the source of this 195-nucleotide messenger RNA. RefSeq names its product Spore coat protein (gene ZK666.2). Bases 1 to 195 code for a protein of 64 amino acids. The transcript has a single exon. The record is from RefSeq and is marked reviewed. NCBI's taxonomy places the organism in Eukaryota, Metazoa, Nematoda, Chromadorea, Rhabditida, Rhabditidae.